Molecule: messenger RNA, 2977 nt
Organism: Cylas formicarius (sweet potato weevil)
Lineage: Eukaryota; Metazoa; Arthropoda; Insecta; Coleoptera; Brentidae
Exons: 9
Coding region: 61-2961 (966 amino acids)
Biological process (GO): protein import into nucleus
Cellular component (GO): cytosol; nuclear envelope
Source: RefSeq, a predicted model, not a curated record
AUGAUAUUUGUUUACUGUUUUGAGGUUACAGUUAAAAUUUACCGGUUUAUAAUUUUUUAGAUGUCUUCAGAAAAGAAAGACCCACUCUUUGAAUCUAUAACUACGGUCUUAAGUUGUUUUCUUGAUCCAAGCUCGGAGGCACAAAAUGCAGCAUCGGAAAAAAAGAAAAUUUUGGAAGUUGUAGAUGAAUACCCGCUGGUCCUUUCCGACAUCAUUGCCAGUGAAGAAGCAUUCCCAGAGAGACAACUUGCUUCAGUGUUCUUGAGAAAUUAUGUGGGAGUGAUUUACAAAAAGGCACAAAGUGGUUCAGUCACAAACAUGGGCUUAUUUCAGAAGGAUAUUGGCAAAAAACUAUGUUUUAAUUUGUUGGAAAUUUUAUCUACUGUUGCGGAACCAAUCAAAAAUAUUGUUUGUGGAUCAUUGGCCAUGUUAUGUGCAAUUGGAUUUUGGCCCCAAGUAAACCCACUUGUCCUCAACAUGCUUAAUAGUGGGAAUGCCCAUAGUAUAGAUAUUGCUGCUAGUCUAAUAAAGGAAACUUUUAUUGUGCAGUUUGAAGACAUAUUGGAACCUGACGCUGAACGCAGUUAUGUAGAUCACCUUUUGGAUAUUCUAAAAACUAACACUUUGACUUCAAAGACAAGGGCGAAUGCUGUUUCUCCAAUGUAUGUAAAAAUUAAAGCUCUAAAGAACAAUGAAGAAGUAUUGGCAAAUUAUUUACCAAUAGUUGGUUCAAUCUUUGAGCAGAUUUUAAAUGAACCAUAUUCUGAAAAUUCUGAUUUUCAUCUUAAAUGUGAAGUAAUUCAGUGCCUAUCUGAGUUUAUGGAAGAGAUUCCUAGCAUUACAAAAAUAAGCCUACCAGCAUGUUUGUCAGCAAUUGGAAAUUUAUUAACAAUGUGUUGUACAAAUUAUAAAGCUCUGGUGAUGGAUAAUGCAUCUGUUCCUCAUGAUGCUUCAGAGACAGAUAUAGAAGAGCCAAUUAAUUUUUAUCUGCUUGUGAUGGCCAUAAUGCAAUUCAUGAAGUCUCUGUUUGGAAAUUAUUAUUUUGAAAUUUUGAUGGAUGACUUAGAUAACAUUUUAUACUGCAUUCUGGUCUUUAUGUCUUGUCAUCAUGACAUGGAUAAGCAAGUGUUUAUGGAAAGCUAUGAUAAGGGAUAUUAUUUUGCCCUUAGAACUCUGUGUGUCAACAUUAUACAGGAAAUUGUUACAAAUUUUGGUACUAGGCGUCCCAACGGUAGAUCUAUAGUUAUUAAAAAUUUAAACAAUACCUUUCAAAAAUUAAGUAGUGAAAUUCAAGAAAGCAACAAUACCCUUUAUAUGGUAAGAAUCAAUGAAGCCAUGAUGUUCGCUCUAGGAGAGUGUUACAAUUAUUUUGAUAAAAAUGGGGAGUACAUAUUCCCAUUCCUUCAAUACAUGGAUUAUUGGACAUCCCUGGCAAGAACGCAAUCAAACCUAAUGAUUAAAGGACGAGUAUUAUGGCUUGGUGCCACUUAUAACUUAGAGUUAACUACAGCUCUGCUUAAUGUGCAUUUGAAAACACUUCUGGAAAAUUUAACCGUGGGCAAUACAUAUUUAUAUUCAGUAUGUGCCGGAGCACUCAGAAAUCAUUUAAUUAGUUUUCAAAAGAUUUCUGUGGAAAGUCAAAUGGUUAUGAGAAAUUUUGCGGAAGAAAUGUUGAUCAGCAUUCUGAAUGUUGCUGAAGAUGCAGUACCUCACUGUUGCAUUUUGACAGUCUUGGGACAUUACUUGGAACUUUAUUUGAAUAGUGCCCUUAGACAUUUUGCGCAAAUAGAUGAGUUGUUAAUAAGGGUAUUAUGCGAACAUGUUUCUUCAGUGAGAGUUAUGAAUGAACUUAAUUUCAUAUUAUCUCGUGUUGCUAGUAUUUGGAGAAUGGACAAUUCUGUACAUCAUAAAUUUUUAUCCCUAUUAAUAAACGUUUUGCGCAAAAAGGGACCAGCAUCACUGAAAGAGGAUGAGGAUAAAGUUCUUCAAUUGAUUAAUACAUAUAUUUUGUACAACUAUGAACAUGAUGAUUUGCUUCUUCUCGAAGUAUUCCAUGGAGCCAAGCGGAUAAUCUCAGAAAACUGUGAUGCUACUACAGAGCAAGCUUUAAUUUUGAUGACGACAAUGUUAGUGAAGGCAUCAGAGCAGUUAAAGUACCUCGCGGACGAAAAAGGAUUUCCAGUAGUACACAAUUUACCUGCUAUCAUACAAUAUCAGUUGGUGUCGGUCAACGAUAUUGCGGGUGAUGUGCCUGGAUUGCUGACAGUAGUGACCAUUUAUUACUUGCCAGAAAUGAUGGAGCCCCAUUUUAACUCAAUUUUGAAACACAUAUUGACGACUGAUAAUAAUUAUUUUAAAAGUAUGAGGUGUAUAUGGUUAGUGUUUUUGUUCAUCUGUAUGCUUCAACCACUCGACACUCUUAGGUUUUUGUCCAGUUUGCCUGGACCAAGUGGAGGUAGUGCCUUAACUUAUGUAUUGGGUAUGUGGGAUUCAGACUCUUAUUCUUCAGUGACAAAUAUCGAGAGACAAAUUCAGGUUAUUUGUAUAAAGAAAAUAAUAGAACACUGCUUGUCAAAUCAGCAAGAUUUUCAGCGGAUGUGUGACAUUUGCAUUCGUUGCCCGGGACAGCUGGAAGAAUAUACAUUAAGCGGUUUUGAAACGCUUUAUCUACACUUAAUUUCUAUUUUACGUUUCCAGGAUGAAUUUCAGCAGUAUCUCAGAAAUUUGCCAUUUGAUGUCGAGGAUUGUAUGAUGUUGAUUGAUAAGAAUUACUUGGAGCUCUUCAAGAAUCAUCCUUUCAAUAUCGACAUAAUCACAAACAUUGUGAAUUUUUUGAAAGUCCCCACACCGCCUUACUUCAGUGUAUUGCAAAAAGUUUUUAGUCAGAGCGAGUAUAUUAUGCUACGUGAGUACGGCUGCGCAGUUCCUAACAAUAUUCAAUUCCAAGAGCGUAUGGAAUAGUUCAAAUGCAGACUCG